Molecule: messenger RNA, 5281 nt
Organism: Physcomitrium patens
Lineage: Eukaryota; Viridiplantae; Streptophyta; Bryopsida; Funariales; Funariaceae
Source: RefSeq, a predicted model, not a curated record
GAGAGAAGAGAGGGUCUCUAGGCUCACCGAGUCGCAUUCGCAUUCUUUGGCAUCGCACCCUGCUGAUCCGUAAACGCACCGCACCCGCUCUCACUUUGUAUCGCAGACCCUCGCUUUCGUUCGCAUUUUCACGAUCAUUCGGCUCGUUUCUGGAGACAAUCGAUACGUAUUAGGAUAUGAUGGCUUGUUGUUGUAGAGAGACUCUCAUGACACUAUGGUAGAGGGAGAAGGGGAAAGGGGAUUUUUCUGAGGAUUAGGUCCUGGUCUGGAGUAACUUGCAGGAGAGGAAACAGACAAGGCCUUGCGUCGUCCGGAAGAAAGCAUUCGCCAGGAUGGUGGAGCACUUCUUGUGGAGGGAGUGUGGCGAGUUACAGAGCAUUUUGCUUACUCGACAUGAACUCCACAGGGAGGUUUUGUUUUAAGUUGGUUCGGCGUUUUUUUUUGCGACUCGGUUUACGGCUGGAAGGGAGGGAGGGAGGGAGGGAGGCUGAAUAGUUGCAUUCGCUCUGUGGUGGUAGGUUGUGAUGGGGAGGAUGGCGAGGUUGUGAGUUAUGGUCUCUUUGAAUGAUUCUUCCGAGGUUGCGCCUGUUGCUGUGAUUGAGCACCUCAUUCGCAUCGCUGCUAUCCUGUGAAGGAACUGAGGACGAGGAGACACGAGAGAGGACGGGAGUCGGGAAGUGGAGGGGUUCUGUGAAAGUAGUGUAAUUACUGUGUUUGCCGACACAUUGAUAAGUUCCUUUCCUGUUUCGUCAAAAUUCGUAUCUGCCCUCCGGCGUCUAUCUUUGAACUUCAAUUUUCAACGAUGUUUCAUGGAAGGCUUCAAUUGACAGAUGAGAGAGUUGAACAUCUGUAGUUAAGUUUGUCUUAGGUUUUGCCGUCGGCGCUAGUAUCCAAAGCAUAAGUCGAUUGGCUUUGCAGUUCACCGAAGUCCAGAUCUUAUCGCUUGUUUCUGAUCCCUCUAUUUCCUUUGUGGUUUUGAGCCUUCCACUAAGGCGUAGUCGGGAGUUCGCUGAAUCGAGUGAGAAGAUUGUGAGAAAGAUCAACGGAGAGUUUUAGGUCGUACAGGUUCUGUAAUUACACUUGAUUCGGUUCCUGAUUGCCUAUCUUGACUGUCAAGGUUGACUUCCCGCAAGUUGUUUACUCUCACACACGUCCCUUGUGACAUUUCAAGCACUUGAUUUGAAUUUUCGACAUUAGAUCCCAUGCCUGUUUCGAGAUGCAAAAUUGCCUUAAACACCUCCUGCGAUCAGCACCAUAACAGAUAAAGUUAGGUUUUAGACACGGGAGUUACUUACAAUGAGAAGCUGAAGAUGCCAAGUCAUGCCUAAUGCGUCCGCUCAAAUCCUGAAAGAACUAUGGAUUGUUCACUUUCAGUUUUUUCAGAUGAACCUUAGGCUUACACGCCUGUAGUCAGUUUUCUGAAUGAUAAGAGGCUAGCAUCGUGGCUGGUAGAACUUGGUAACAUUAUCGAUGCAUUGCGGUAAUAAACAGUGUCAGCUACUGUAGAUCUAAUAGGCAAAUAGUCUUGGUGCUCGUUUGCGUAUAUGGUUGUAAUUCGUGCACGCGUACACAGAAUGACGACCAAGAAGAUGUACAGAUAUACGAAAGAUACUUUGUUGGCUUUUGCCACACUACCCAGCUGCCAGACUCGUCCGGAUGGAAUAGAUCCUGUUUUAUGGAGUGUUUCGAUCAAUUCCGACGUGGUGGAGGGGAACAUUGCAAUUCCGGUGGUGCCAUCUGCCCGAGGUCUCGUACGUAGGGAUUGUGACUUAGCUUACAGUAAAUCACCGGUUGAUGACCUUCCGGAAUGGAGGAGACCUAAUGGUGGAGGUGCCAUUCUACAGUCAGGCCCCCGCCGCAAACCUUAUGAAGAAGAACCUCUGGGCAAUGCCUUUUCCAGCAGCUACCCGCCUCGACCUUCUGGUCCUUGGGUUGAACAUAAUGGUCCUCCAAGGCCACCACACGAUCGGCUUGGUCCUAACGGCCCUCCAGGUAGAUGGGAUCGCAAUGGAGAUAAAGACCGUGAGCGAGGGCGUCAUGGUCAAGAAUGGGAUGCCGACGAAGGAGGUUCGGGAGGGAAAGGAGAUGCAAGUCCGCGCCCCUGGGUUGAACGUGAUGGCCUACUAGGAAGUGGGAAUCGACCGCCCCCUCAAGCGCACACCCGCGUGGGCCGACCAGCUGAUAAUUACCAGCCUUCUCGCCCUCGUGUUAAGGCGCCAGUGUAUGGACGUCGCGAAGAUACUGACAUUGUGAAUGAUGAAACGUUUGGGUUUUUAGAAUCUUCUCACGAUGAUAGAUCCGAUCAGGAACGUAAGCGUCGUGAGGCUUUCGAAUUGAUGCGUAAAGAGCAGCACAGGCAUGUGCAAGAACAAAAACAAUCCUUGACAAAGUCAGGAAAAUCGGCUGUAAAUCUGAAACAUGAUGAGAAUAGUCUUUGGGAUAACCCCUCUCAUCAGUCUCCUCCUCUCUCACCUGUUCCCAAGACUGCUAUAACUCCUGUUCCAACCCCUCCUCGCCCUGCUGUUCCGCCUGGUUUUUCAAAUGUGCUCCAGCAGCGGCUAAAUUCAAAUCAAACACCCCUACAGCAGAACGAUGCACAAGGUAAUCAUGGUCGUCAUUCAAAGGAUGAUUCGGUUAAGGACCAGAACUUAUUGGAUCCUGAUAAGACAGGUGAUCCUUCAGCUCGUUCGAGUAGUAGCAUAGCUGACAUCAAAGAAAUCAAGAUUGCAACUCCAGUUGCCAAAAUGAAUGUAGACUCGGAUGUUGAAACGAAAGUUGUAGUUACUGAAGCUACAAAGGAUAAUACCAGAAAUGAUUCUCUUUCCUCUGAAGGAAGCCUCGAAAGGAAGAGAUCAGCAGGGCUGCCAGAUAUGUGGAGUUUUAAUCUGGAGGGCCAGGACCUAGAUUCAGUUAGUGAUAUUCUAUCCACCGAAGAUGCAUCCAGUAUCCGAAAAGAGUCAUUGCUUGACAAGCUAUUUGGAAACGCCGCACCAACAACCAUUGAUGAUUUUGCCCUUCCCUCUGAUCUAUCUAAGAAUGAGCCCCUUAUCCCAGCUUCAGAUGAAGAGAAUUGGUCAGGAAGCCUUUCAAAAGCAUCUAAAUUCGCUCACUGGUUUCAUGCGGAAGAAGAUAAGUUUACAACAAGUCAAACAAGCAGCUCCAAAAAUCUCAUGUCUUUGUUUGGAAGUAGCGAGCAUACUAAGAACUCUGCUCCGUUGGAGAAAGACAUCCAAAGUAUUGGUGGACUUGGCUCCUUCAUGAUGUCUGGAUUCAAUGUACUUCCUAUGCCUGUGGGUCCAUCCUUGGAGGGCAUUGAGAAAGGUUUGGCAAACAUGGUGAAAGUCCCUAAUCCCAAUAACCACACUGUUACCAAUAACAGUUUUACAGAAAACUCAAUUGCACAGCAUAAACAGGUUCCCAAUACGCCUCCGGUGUUCAUGACUUGUGAGGACAUCGAGCAGGCAUUGCUGGCUGAAGCUGCUGGGAGUGGCCCUCAGCUUGAGACAAAUACACCCCUCUCACUGGCAGAAGAAGAGACCCCACCCAAGAGUGCUGCAAGUGCUUCUCAACACCUUCUUUCACUUAUUCUCAAGAAACCUCCUACUUUAGAAGCAGGGCUGCCUAGUAAGGUCAUGGAUAUGGAGGAUACAAGUGCAAAGCCGAGCGUUGAACAGGCAUGGAAGAAAUCAGAUCCUAGCAACAACCAAAUCAAUGAAGUUCAUACAUUGGCGUCGCUAUUCGGCAAAGCGUUUUUGAAUGAGUUGCAAACGCCCGAAGCAGCAGCACCAGUUAGGAUGUUUUUAGACGAUGGUCUCGCAAUUCAGGAGAGUGAGCUGGAAAAGGCUUCCUUUCCGAUGCAUAAUGGAGAAUUCAACACCAAAACAAGGUCAAAUGGUAUGGGUGGUCCUCGAGAUUGGUUUGCAAGCUCUGGACCCGGAUGGAACAGCAUGUGGCCAGACAGCAACGAUGUGGAAGCUGGCGGUCAUGUGAAGGCCGGUCAUGCCUUGAAAGAAUCACACUUGAAUCGCACUACACAUGAAGACUUUGAAGAUAGGACCGCUAGUGCACCUUCUAUCCCUGGAUUAUGGAGGAAACCUGACGCUACCAACGAUCACAACAAUGUGUUCAUGGAUAAUUUGAACGGAGCAACUCCCAAUUUUGGAGGUACUACUUUGCAGACCCAUGACGAAGUGGUUACGAUUAAUAGAACUUUGCCAGCUGCAUCAAUGCAACACUUGGGCUCAUCCCUUGGGCAACCUAACCAGCAACGAGCACAGCUUGGUAGCGCUAAUGUCAGCUUUCCUCAUCCCUCCUUUCGACAACAAGCGCAUGGUCCGUUGUUCAAUAGCAAUGGAUUGGAUGGGGGAUUUGAUGGAUUUUCAGCUCCACAUAUCAUACAACCACCGUCGCACAGUUUCCCUGGCUCCAUUUCGCAUCCUCCAACUCAUAUAAUGGGCCAGCCUCAGAUGCUUCAGCGCCCCCAAUUACAUCAUUAUGGAAUGGUAGUGCAAGAGCAGGAAAGUUUUAAACCACAGCUUUCUGCAGGAACAGGCUCUGUUUUGGUACCAGCUGGUCAGCACAUGCAUGAGCAGCAACGUCUGUCUAACCCAGUGCCUUCGGGGGGACUUUUAGGCCCCUUUCAGCCAGAAUUUCAGAUGAUGAACAGCAAAAGCACUACUCCGGGCGGCUAUGGUGGCGAUGGAGGCGUUGAAAGAUGGUUUGGGGUUGAUGGACGUCGAUCAGCUCAUUUGGGACCAAUGAAUAUGUUUCCACAGGCUCCGCUGGGAGUGGAAGGUGAUAUGCUGCGGUAUUGAUAGGUACACCACUUCUUGCACUGUCUUCCGAGGACGAGGUUUACGUGGAUGGUCCAGCGUUGCCUUUUUCGAAACGUGCAUGUUCUGAUAAGUCAAGUACUGAAGCCUUUCAGCAGUGAAAAGAAUUUGCAACCAAUCAUGUUGUUAGAAGUAUUAUGUCCUACUUUUUGUGGUUUGAAACCAGCUUGCAGUCUUUGCACGGGUGUCUCAAUGUGUAGUGCAAAGCCGUUUAAUCAGUUUCUCAGACUGGUAUAACUUCAUAUAAUUUUUGGAGGGCCCUGUCGUACUGGCAUGGAGCCAUCUAAGCGCGUUCUGGCGAUAUGAAGUCAUCUAGUUCGUUGACUUGAAUAGAAGUCUAUGCACAAGUAUUAUGUAGAAUGUGUCUGCUCUUGAAAAGCUACCUGUUGUAUUCCUUUGCUGAUGAAGAAGGGACUUCGAAUAACAAGUAUCAAAUUGUGCUUUCUGUA